Molecule: messenger RNA, 423 nt
Organism: Vicia faba (fava bean)
Lineage: Eukaryota; Viridiplantae; Streptophyta; Magnoliopsida; Fabales; Fabaceae
Source: the annotation of a GenBank genome assembly
AUGAUACCAAUAAAGUUUGUGAACAAAUAUGGAGAAGGUUUACCAACAGCUAUAUGUCUCAAGACUCCGAAUAGUUUAGAUUGGAAAAUAAAUUUUGUGAAAAUUGAUGGAAAAAUAUGGUUUGAAAAGGGUUGGAAAGAGUUUGAAGAGUAUUAUUCUCUAUCUCACGGGCAUCUUCUAGUUUUCAGAUAUGAAGGCACUACCCAUUUUGAGGUAAGAAUAUUUGAUAAGAGUACUUUAGAGAUAAACUACCCUCUCGACAGAGUCCAAGUCAACAAUGAAGAAGAUUGUAGAGCAAGUCAAAAGAGAAAAGUUAACUCCUCCUUUGAAAUUGGAAGCAGUAGUUGUGUGGAAGUUGAGAAAUCACCAAAGGAAGUUUUGGAUCGUACUCACAAAAUGCACACAGGAAUGAAGCUUAAUUAA